AUGGCUAGCAAAAUCACCACAGUCUCAUCACCGGAAACCACCCAAACUCAGCCCCUCCAACUGCAUGACCGGGUUGCAAUCGUCACCGACGGCUCUCGCGGUAUCGGCAAAGCCAUCUCCCUCCACCUAGCAUCCCUUGGAGCAAAGCUCGUCGUCAAUUACACUUCUAAUUCCUCUAAAGUGGAUCUAGUCGUUUCGGAAAUUAAUUCCAAAUCUCAAUCUGAAUCCCCACAAGCUGUUUCUUUCAAAGCCGACGUAUCAGAUCCGAUUCAAGUAAAAGCCCUCUUUGAUGUAGCUGAAUCCGCCUUCGAUUCCCCACUAUAUAUCCUCGUCAACGCCGUCGGGGUUAUUGACUCCUCCUAUUCUUCGAUCCCCAACUCCUCCCUCGACGAAUUCGAUAGGACGUUUGCCGUGAACACGAGAGGCGCUUAUUUAUGUUGUAAGGAGGCGGCGAACAGGUUGAAGCAAGGCGGCGGAGGGAGGAUUAUCUGUCUGACGACAUCACUGGUGGUAUCUUUGAGACCGGGGUACGGCCCGUAUGCAGCGUCUAAAGCUACAGUAGAGGCUAUGGUGAAGAUUCUGGCGAAGGAACUGAAGGGAACGAGGAUCACGGCGAACUGUGUAGCUCUGGGGCCUAUCGCGACUGAUCUGUUUUUCGAAGGAAAAACUGAGGCGAUGGUGAAUAUGGUAAUUGAUCAGAACCCUUUGGGUAGACUGGGGUUGCCGGAGGAUGUUGCUCCGUUGGUUGGGUUCUUAACGAGUGACGCCGGUGAGUGGAUAAACGGUCAGAUCGUUCGUGUCAAUGGUGGAUUUGUGUGA
Messenger RNA from Lactuca saligna, 819 nucleotides. The record is from the annotation of a GenBank genome assembly. Lineage: Eukaryota; Viridiplantae; Streptophyta; Magnoliopsida; Asterales; Asteraceae.